This is a messenger RNA of Calidris pugnax (ruff), 855 nucleotides long. It is a transcript of the gene DPCD, whose product is annotated as deleted in primary ciliary dyskinesia homolog (mouse). The record is from RefSeq and is a predicted model, not a curated record. The transcript is spliced from 6 exons. Bases 137 to 748 code for a protein of 203 amino acids. NCBI's taxonomy places the organism in Eukaryota, Metazoa, Chordata, Aves, Charadriiformes, Scolopacidae.
GGGCGACGGGGCCCCGGGACGGGACAGGACCCGGCCGCAGAGGCCGCGCUCACCUCCGGGCCGGGGCGGGCGGGAAAGUCCUUCCGGGUGGCGGCCGGAAGUGUCCGCGUUGCCUUGGUGACGGGCCGCGGCCGCCAUGGCGGUGCCGAGCUGGCUGGAGAGGCUGCGGGCCGCCAGCAAGACAGCGCUGGUGCAGGACGGGAAGCGGAAGGUCCACUACCUGUUUGAGGAUGGGAAGGAGAUGGCGGAGGAGUACGACGUGAAGACGGGUCAGUUAGUGAGUAGAAAAUGGCGAGAGAAGAAUACCCUCGGGGGCUCUGGCAAGUGGCAGGUUGAAGUGGGAGAGCCAACCUCACCGCUGCUGGGAGCACUGGAAUCAGAGCUUAUAAAGGAGAGCAGCUCCAAUCCUGUCUUCGUGAGGAAGGAUACCCUGAGCAGCUUCCAGUGGCGGAUCCGUAACCUGCCCUACCCCGAGGAGGUCUACAGCGUCUCUGUGGAGAAGGAGCAGCGCUGCUGCGUCGUCCGCACCACCAACAAGAAGUACUACAAAAAGUUCUCCAUCCCUGACCUGGACCGAUACCAGCUCCCCUUGGACGCAGCUGCCCUGAGCUUCACUCAUGCCAACAACACCCUCAUCAUCACGUACCAGAAGCCGAAGGAGAUCCUGGCUGCAGAAGAGCAGCUGCAGAAGGAGCUGAAGAAGAUGAAGGCAGCAAACAACGGGGAUGGUGACUGCAAGACCCAGUAGGCAGAGGCUGCUAAGAGGCUGAGGUGGGGGGGGGGGCAGGUCUCCAGCACAGGUUCGUGGUAUUUAUUUUGCCUUUUCCAAUAAAAAUUAGCCCUGUUGUUAAUAGA